UCCAAGUAGUUAUAUUGAAUUCCAAUAUUGAGAUAGUGAGAAUUAACUACAUGAAUUUCUACAGAUAAUAUUUCGAAUGAUUAUGUUUAAUGCGAUUUUAGUCUUUCUUUUUAUCAUAGACGAAGUACUAUGCGACACGUGCUACAAGUACAACAGUUAUUCCGGGUAUUACAGCACCUACUGUAGUGGACACUGUAGCGGAUCAUAUGGAAGCGAAUAUUGUUAUUACUAUUAUUAUGACUACGGAAACUAUGUUAUUUCCGGAGGUGCCAUAGCAGGAUUGAUUAUAGGUGUAUUGGCAGCAGCAGCCAUUUUUGUUGUAAUUGUCGUUGUAUGUAUAAAAGGAGGAUGUAACAAAGGUAGACCAGGAAGAGUAGUGACAACAACAGGCACGGGAAUAGGAACACAUGUGGCUGUUACAAACACCAGUCAUAACCCAGGAUAUAUGAAGCCUAUGCAGCCUAUGAAUCCAUAUGGUUAUUCUGCCCAACCUCCUCCUGCGUACGGCAUGAUGUAUCCACAAACACAGCAGGUUUCGCCAGCUUAUCCGCCGGCUCCUGGAGUACAACAGGGAUACGGUGCACCUGCCCAGCCACAAUACAGUUCUGUUUAUAAUCAACCAGUCUUUGGCAAUUUGCCACGUGCAAAUAUGUGACAAAUUGUUUAAAUGAAAUGCAUUUAUUUUUGCACAAACUUUAUAAUUGAUUAAAAUGUUAGUUAUUGAAUCAAAUAUAUAUAAUUAGCACUAACUUUUAAUAUUUCGUUAAAUUUGAUGAAGAUUUUGUAUUCUUAUUGAACACAAUAUUUAUGAAUAUUUAUAAAAGUUAUCCUGUAUUUA
Molecule: messenger RNA, 838 nt
Organism: Mytilus californianus (California mussel)
Lineage: Eukaryota; Metazoa; Mollusca; Bivalvia; Mytilida; Mytilidae
Exons: 4
Coding region: 77-655 (192 amino acids)
Source: RefSeq, a predicted model, not a curated record